Molecule: messenger RNA, 1851 nt
Organism: Sebastes umbrosus (honeycomb rockfish)
Lineage: Eukaryota; Metazoa; Chordata; Actinopteri; Perciformes; Sebastidae
Gene: foxi1
Product: forkhead box i1
Exons: 3
Coding region: 335-1381 (348 amino acids)
Biological process (GO): cell differentiation; anatomical structure morphogenesis; regulation of transcription by RNA polymerase II
Molecular function (GO): DNA-binding transcription factor activity, RNA polymerase II-specific; RNA polymerase II cis-regulatory region sequence-specific DNA binding
Source: RefSeq, a predicted model, not a curated record
AAUGGCUAAUUUGGCACACCUGUGGCUUUCUCUCCCUUUAAUCACAGGGCCAUCACCCUCAUGACGCACUCACAGUUUGGGAGUCCUGUAGAGAGUUUUCUUUGUCUGGGACUACGGGAAUUAUUUUUCAGCUUUAGUUUAGUUUUCAUGUUGCUCGCCACAGCCGCAUGCUAUUGUAAUUAAAAUGAGGAUUUCAGACGACAUUUUGGCCAGGAUGGAGACCCCCGGGUGACAGACUGAUAGGAACGGACGGUCCUGAGGGAGUUAUAAGCGGAGCGGAAAGUUCCAGCAGAGCAGCCCUAUCCAGCACCACAGCGCUCAGGAGCUCCUGGACAUGGCUGUCUACUGCGACAAUGUGUACCAGCAGAACCUCCACCACCACCACCACCACCACCCACCGACGCACCCGUCCAGCUACGGCCUCGGAGAGUUCACCUCCACGUCCUCCAGCAACCCGUACCUGUGGCUGAACGCACCCAGCAUCAACUCCAGUCCUUACCUGCCAGGUAACAACGCCACAGCGUCCUACAUCCAGUCCGGAUACGGGUCCAACCACCAGAGGCAGUUCUUACCGCCUCCUCCCACCGGGUUUGGUGGAGCAGACCUGGGCUGGUUGUCCAUCUCCAGCCAGCAGGAGCUCUUCAAGAUGGUCCGACCACCUUACUCCUACUCGGCUCUGAUCGCCAUGGCCAUACAGAACACACAGGACAAGAAGUUGACUCUGAGUCAGAUCUAUCAGUAUGUGGCUGAGAACUUCCCUUUCUACAAGAAGAGCAAAGCUGGAUGGCAGAACUCAAUCAGGCACAACUUGUCUCUCAAUGACUGUUUCAAGAAAGUGGCACGAGAUGAGGAUGACCCUGGUAAGGGCAACUACUGGACGCUGGACCCCAACUGUGAGAAGAUGUUCGACAACGGGAACUUCAGGCGGAAGAGAAAGAGGAGAGCUGACAUUACCGGAGCUGACACCACCACCGUUAAGUCAGAGGAGCACACAAAGCUCUCCUCCGACACCGCCAGCCUCCUGAGCUCCUCCCCGCCCAGCCUGCACGGAUCCCCGGCCUCCACAGAGCCCAAGUCGUCCCCGUCUCCCUCCGCGGAGCACAGCCCGUGUUACGCCAACUUCACGUCCAGCAUGAACUCGUUGCUGGCGGGCAGCGAGGGCUCCAGGGCUCCCGGGGAGCGGGACUACGGCUCCGGGCAUCUCGGGGGACUGUCUCAGAGCAGAGAGGGCAUGUCGGGACUGGGCUCCUACUCGCCCUCUUUAAUCUCUCCUCUGAACUCUGACAACAACAGAAUGAACUAUUACACAUCAGUACAGAGCCUCUCCAACCACUUUAGUGUCAAUAACCUCAUAUACAACCGGGAAGGAACAGAGGUGUAGACUAUAAUUUAUAUCACUCACUGGUAGCCUUCACAUUUCUUUAGUAGCCUACUGUUGUUAUGGUUUAUUUAGUAGGCCUCAUUGUAAAACUAGCACUGGGAAUAAACUGGUAUUUUUCUCACAACCCUUCCUAACUGGGAAAAUACAUUUUGGUGUAUUGAAAAAGGAAUAUUAAUAAUUCUCCAUUAUGGUUUUUAAGUUGCAACAAACAUGUUUAUUUGUAGAAAAUUAUUAAAUCAGCCCACAGAAAUCUAUCCUUGAACUGGUGGAUCUUUACUUAUCUUUUUUUUUUUAAUACAUAUUGUAGCUGCUCGGUUGGGCCGACUAUGUCUUUAAGAAGAAAAAGAAGACAUCUAUGUACAGAAAUUAUUUUUCAUAAGAAGAUAUGACAUUGUGUAUUUUAGACUGAAUUGUGUUCUGUGUUUUAUUUAAACUCACGUCGAUGUUUGAAUAAAAGUCAUUUAUUUUAA